Plasmodium relictum is the source of this 2184-nucleotide messenger RNA. It is a transcript of the gene ISC3, whose product is annotated as inner membrane complex suture component, putative. Lineage: Eukaryota; Apicomplexa; Aconoidasida; Haemosporida; Plasmodiidae. Gene Ontology annotation, cellular component: membrane. The transcript is spliced from 10 exons. Gene Ontology annotation, biological process: transmembrane transport. Gene Ontology annotation, molecular function: transmembrane transporter activity. The coding region runs from base 1 to 2184 and encodes 727 amino acids. The record is from RefSeq and is a predicted model, not a curated record.
AUGAAUUACGCUAACGUAAAAGAACAAAGUGAAUAUGAAGCAUUGAAUGAAGAGGUGGAAGAUGGAACUAAUAUGAAAAUUAAUACUCAAGAUUAUUAUAAUUUAUACGAAAAUAAUAUUAAUUGUGAUAAUAUAAAUAAUGCAAGUGAGCAUAUACCUCUUGGAACUCCAUUAACAUAUAUUGCUGGGAAUCCAAAUGAUCCUAUACCAAAUAUGGGUAAUGGAAAUAUAGAUGGGAAGAAAAGGAUGCACACAGAUAGAAAGUAUGCUGGUUAUUUUGUUUCAUACGUAUCCUUUUUAUUAAUUAUUGUAUUUUAUUAUUUUUAUUACGGAAAAUACGCUCGUAUAUUAUAUGGUAUGAAUUAUAAUGGAAAGACAUGUGGAAGCGAUUUAAAACAAAAUAAAUAUUUAUAUUUUCCAUUAUCUCCUAAAACAUCAAAACCUGAAAUACUAAAUAAAUAUGGGAAAUGCUUAGAAUCAUGCCCAACAUCUGAUGAUACUUCCAAAAGGAAGAUAUAUUUAAAUGAGGAUACAAAUAAAAAUAAUAAAAAUAAAGGAUUUUUUGAUGAUUCUUAUUUAUUUUCUGAUAAGAAUAAAAAAAAAGUUGUUAUGGAUAAAAAGGGGAAUACUACAACAAAUGUAGUUUAUAGUGAUUACACGAAAAGUUCAAAUAAUAAUUUGUAUGUAGAAUAUUCUUUAAAUUCACCAUAUUAUGAUACUACUAAUAUAAUGAAUAUAUGCUUUCCUAAGGAUAAAUCAUUAAGGGAGAAAGUCGUAAAUAUAAUCUUUACGAAUAGAUAUAAAACGUUCGUUAAUUUGUUUUCCUUUCAUAAUUCUUUAUAUUUUGUAGUUAUUUUCGUUUUGAUUACUACAAUAUUAUCUUUUAUCUACUUACUUUUCUUAUAUCAUCUACCAACCCCAUCUUUUCAUUUGUUUUUAAUAUUAUUUCUUGCUUCUAUGAUAUGCUUCCCUAUAUAUUUCAUUCAUAAACAUUUAUAUCUAUUAUUUAAUCCAUUAAAGGGAUCCCUUUUUUCAUAUCAUUAUUUUAUUUCUAUUCUAAUAUGUUUCAUAAUAUUACUUCAUGGAAUAAUAUCACUAUUUAUAAUAUUUAUAUAUAGAAAUACAUAUAAAUAUACAUCCAAAUUAAUAGGAAUUUGUUUAAAUUUUAUAUACAAUAUAUCUAAUAUACUAUAUGCACCAGUUAUAGUUACAAUUAUAUCAUUGGCAUGGUUUCUUAUUUGGGUUUAUACUUACAUAUACAUAAUGACAGCUGGAUCACUUUAUGAAAAAAGGUUAAAUUUGGAAUUAGAUUCUAAUGGAAAUAGUGAAAUAGUAUCCCUCCAAAAAUUUUUUUAUUAUUUCAAAACAUCAUAUAUUUUUUCUAUAUUUUGGAUAUAUUUAUAUUUUUUUGUUUGCGAAAUAUUACAAUCUUUAAACCAAUUUGCCAUAAGCUAUCUAGGAGCUGUGUGGUAUUUUAGUGAUAAAGUUCGUUUCCAUAAAAAUAUAAAUGUGGGAGAAACCAUGAAAACAAUUCUAGAUUAUCAUUUUGGUAGUCUAGUUUUAUCAAGUUUUAUUAACUUAUCCAUUAAACUUCUACGUGUUUUGUUCUUUUGGGCUAAUAGUACUUUAUCUCUCCCUUUUUUUUUCAAUGAUUUAAUUCAUAACCUAAAGGAAAGAUUUUAUUUUAUAUUAAGGCCUGUUUCUAAGCUCAUUGAUUUGCAUACAAUGUCCGCUUAUUGUGAAAUGUCUAUGACAUCAUAUCCUUAUUUAUUUGCUUGUGAUACUUCAUCAAAAAAGCUAAUUAAUUCUACUUCGCCAGCAGCAUCUUUACAUGGAACAACUUACAUACUGAAUAUAAUAUUUCCCUGCUUCACUACCAUGAUUAUGACAUUUUUAUCAUUUAAUAUUUUUAAUAAUUUUCAAAGAUAUAGUGAUUUGUUUUCACCAAAUUUUGUUCCUAAUCCAUUUUUUGCAUCAUUUGUAAUUGGUAUUUUGUGUGGAAUAAUAACAUCUUAUUUUAUUACAACUAUAUCUACUUUAGCCGAUACCGUUUUAUAUUGUUUUAUUUGUGAAUGCUAUCAAAAACAAAUGAUUGAUGAAAAUCCUUUAAAAAAGAUAUUUACACCUAUUCUUUUAAGAGAUUUAAUAUUAGAUAUAUAUGAUGAAUAUAAUUCUAACUUAUAA